GGAGUACCGUGGAGAACAUACAGAACUCAACUAAAGUUAGCCAAAGACAAUAGUUCAUCGACUUUACACUGGUAUAUAAUCCAGACAGAGUUAAGUGAAAACUUGUUUUUUUCUUGUGCAAAAAAUUAUUUAUUGAAAACUAUGCCGCUUACUGUAGCAUGCCGUGCCGGUGACGCUGACAAGCAUGACAAAGAUGUCAACGCUCUCUUGUUUCACAAAGGAAAACUCUACAGUGCCGGAGACGACGGUAAAAUUAAGUUAUGGUCCUUGGACCUGCUGAAACAAGCCGAAGUCCAAGGUCACGUAGCGCCGGUGUACAGUCUUGCUGCAAGUGACGACACGUUGUACAGUUCAUCCAGCGACGGUUCUAUCAAGUUGUACGACUUAAACACUUUGCAAUUGAAGCAGGAGUUGACAAAGAAUGAAAACGUCGAGUACUGGAGAGUUAGAUACUUUAAUGGGCACCUGUUUGUUGGUGAUAAUGAAGGAAAUGUAAGCGUCUACAAAAACAAUGCGUUCUACGGUUUGGUCAAUGUAGCAGAACCAGUAAAAGACUUGCAAGUUGUUGAGCCUUACGUCCUGACAGUACAAGACACUGAUUUGGUUAUUACCGAAGUUAAACUAGAUGGUGAAAAACUUCAAUGGAAUCAAGAUUCUAACAUUCCUGGAAGAGCUCCCGUAACUCUAAUAGGAUCAGGAUAUAUCGCAUUGAUUGCUAGGGAUGGUAAAGAAAUUUUGUUGCAUAGUGCUGACAAACAAACGGGAUUCAAAGAGCUGACAAAGAUUGUGCAUGGAUCCAAAGACGAUAGGAUCAUCAAUGCCCUAGCUGGAGUCCAGUGGGGCAAUAAACUUGAAUUAUUCAGCGGGGGAUGGGACAAAAUUCUAAGAAAAUGGAAUGUCCAAAACCAAUCUCUCGCAGAUGGCGGUAGUGUGGACGUAGACAUUGUAAUAAACUCCAUAGCUACAGGUGACCAAGAUCAAAUCUACGCCGCUGGUGCAGAUGGACACAUUGUCAGAGUGGACGUCAGAUAGAUUGAUUGAUUGAUAUAUUUUGAUUGUUUUGUAUUAAUUUUUUUAUGUAAUAUUAAUUCGUCUAUGAAUAAUGUUUGAUUAAUGAUUGUAUUUGUUGUAUAUUUUGGCUGUAUGAUUUUAAUAAACCUUUUUUAAUGCA
This is a messenger RNA of Sitophilus oryzae (rice weevil), 1171 nucleotides long. RefSeq names its product myosin heavy chain kinase D-like. Gene Ontology annotation, molecular function: protein binding. Lineage: Eukaryota; Metazoa; Arthropoda; Insecta; Coleoptera; Curculionidae. The record is from RefSeq and is a predicted model, not a curated record. The coding region runs from base 142 to 1032 and encodes 296 amino acids. The transcript has 6 exons.